UGCAGUUCCGUUAUUACUGUGGACUCAGGCAGUGAUGAAGAUCUUGACUGCUUUAUAACUGGAGUGAAAGUGAAGAAGGAGAACAUCAGGUGGGUAGGAGAAUUGGUGAAAGUUGACUUCUUUAAAGGAAUAAUGUUUGGGUAAGAUGAUUUCAGAAUAAACAUCACAUUUUCUCUCUGAAUCCUAUGUUCAGGGUUAUAAUGGGUGUUGGAACCCUCACAACUGGGUUCAAGAUACUAGACCCACUAAUUGGUCAUUUUCUUUCUUUAUAAUGUCUCUUUGAACCAUCCCUUAACUUCUAGUCUCCACUACUAAAGACUAAGGCCUUUAAUCAGUUUUUACCCUUGUAUUCAUGCAAGAGCUUCUUAAGUGGGCUCCUUACCCUGAUUUAUUCCUCCUCUGAUCCAGUCUGUAUUCCACUUCCAGAUUAAUCUCCUGAGACACUGCUUUGAUCAUAUUAAUUUUCUAUUCAAAUUGUCUAUCUAAGGGAAAUCAAUUAGGUAAGCCUAGGAGUUAAAGUCCUAUGUGAAUUGGCCAUAAUCUGUCAGCAUUAUCUACUACUUUUCCUAUUUAGGAGUCCUCUGCUACACUUAAGGGAUGUUGCCCAGGUGCCAAACUGUAGGAGGUGCUAAAUUUACUGGAAUGAAUCUGAAAUAACUGGUUUCCAUAUCAGCUCCUUGAAUCCUGUAGGAAUGUGAAUUGGUCAUUUCUGUUUCCCACACUAAGACGAAAUAAUGCUGUCAAGUGGGAAAAUGUUUUUCUGGCUAGUUCUGAUUUAUCUCUGUUGAUUAUUUUUGCAGCAUGCAAGCCACCAAGCCUGACACCAAUGUGUGAAGUCAGCAGUUGCAAUCAGCUGAAAUUCUAGAACUGAAUAAUGCAUUGUAUAAAGCUAUCUAUUGGAAAUGAUCGGUUUUGUUAUUUAUAUUUUUGAAGUUAGGUCUAUUGAGGUAUGGUUUACAUACAGAAAAACUCACCCUUUUUAGGUAUACAGUUUGAUGAGUUUUGACAAACGUAUAUGGUAUGUAUAUGGACUAGGUACGGUAACCAUCACCACAAAGAUGCAGAAUUUCCAUCAUUGCCAUUUACAUUUUAAAUGAUAGAUGUUGAACAAAUAUGUAAAGAAAAUCCAUUUCGAGGUGUCUUCCUGGAGUGCCCACAGAUCUUGGUCCAGUUCCGGGGCCUUCUAUCUGUGGGAUACUGUCGGAAGGGUGGAUUUGGGGAAGAAGGUGAUGUGUUCAGUUUUGGGUAUGCUGAGAUUGAGGGGCCUACAGGCGGGGCUGAUAUUAAAAACAUUUAACAACCAAGAGAUACAGACAGGGAUUAGUCAGGAUGGCUGCCUGACUGGUUCAAACAGACACCACCAGUAAACAGUUGGUGAGGCUGUACCUGUGUAGACUGACUAAAAAUUAACCCUAUGCAUAGGACAUCCAGGUAGGAGAUUGGCACUAUGGAGCCAGAAGUCAGAAGCAAAGUUGGGCUGGUGGAUAGAUAAUAUUUACCCAAUCCUUAGGAAUUGAUUGGCUUGGCAUGAAAGGGAUGUGGAUAAAAACCUGGGGACGAACAAGGAAGGGAAAUGAGUGAGAAGGAGUGGGCAAACAGGUGAGAAGAGAACCAAAAUCAAAUAGUGUCCCAGGAAUCAAGAAAAGAAUUUUUAGGAUGGAAUGAAUGGUCAAUAAGAGAGCAAAGUUCUGUAAACUUGGCAGAUUAAAAGUGGUGAAUAUGAAGGAAAUGGAUGAAUAGAUUUGUGUCUGUAACAGGGGCAGACAAGUUCUCUAGCAGCGUUUUAAGUAGUUUUCUCUCUCAUCAUAAAGGUAUAUCACACUUACACACUGUGUAGGAAAUAAAGGUGGUGCAUUUCAGCCUUCUGGAACAUCUGACCCAAAUACCUGGGACAGCUGAGAAUGACAGUCCCAGAGGUGUACCGACAACACCCGCAUCCUGGGUGUCACAGGGAUAUUGCUCACUUAAGUGGUGCUGGCUUUGGGCUGCAAAGAGAAGCACCCAGAAGAAACCUCCCCGCCAAGGCUGCCUCUCUGCAUCUGUGGUAGGGGGAUCUCAACGUGGAUAAAGAGAAAUGGCAAUUAACUAGACUUUUCCUUAAUCAUUUCCCCCUUACACCAAAACCAUUUUAACACAUACCCUCUGACAGCUCACUUCAACUCUCAAUACUAGACAGAUUCCUCCCUUUGAAAGGAUUCAGACUGAUGGAAAGGUUUGGUAGGAAGGUAGGAAAGAUGGAAAAUCAAGAACAAUGAUUGAGUAGUCCAGAGAAGGGGAACAGUUAAUUUGGGAAACCAACAAAAUCAUUUCAAAGUGAUUUUGCUCGCUGGAGAAAAGUAUAAUAGAAAAUGUCAUGAAAAGAAGAAUGUUGCUUUCAUGCUUUUGUUUUUCUCUGUCCGGUCACUCAGCUACGUGGUGAUUGACUCAGGCUCUGAUGAUGACUGCCUCCCCGAGAAAAAGAGACCUAAGAUACAUGACAAAAGUAGCAAAGAUGAGAGUAAGAAACUGUCUGACACUAAUAAGCAGCUGACCAAUGAGUCUCCAAUACUUAUCACUGAUGAUGAUGAUGAUGAUGAUUUGGAGAACCCUGUGAUGAAAGAUGAUUCGUGUGAUCAGGACAAAAUUGUCGAAAAAGAGGAAAAAGAUGAUGAGUUUACUGUUAUCCAGCACAAGUUAUCUUCUGUAGCUGGUAAGCAGAAUCUUCUGAAGAAUCGCCGCCAGCUGCCAACUGAUGAUCGUAAAGCUAAACCAGAGAUUUUAGAAAGAAAGUUGUCAACUAAUGGAAAGCCUAUACCUGUGGUGGAACAACCAAGGAAAAGGAAAUAUAAAACCAAAAACAUAACUGUGCCACCUGCUGUUAAAGAAGGAAAGAAGCGUAAGCCUUCAAAGAAGAAAUCCAAGACAGUGAAAUUUGAAAAAUCCAAGCGUGGGAAUUCUCAGUGCAAAAUACCUGGAUGUUUCUUUCAUGGCCUUGAAAACUUAAAGCAGUAUUCUGGAAAGAACUACAAACAAAAUAAGGAUGAACUGAUUCAGAAAAUCUACAGUCUGCUUAACAGCUCUGUCUUUGAUCAAAAGAUGCCGGAGAAAAUUGAGAUUGGCUGGAGUAAAAAGAUGCUGAGAAGUGCUGGCUUAUGCACCACUGGCAAGCUUCGAUACCCUAAGAGACAGCGUUAUGCUAAGAUUCAGAUUUCUCUGAAAGUCUGCGACUCUGCAGACCGACUCCGAGACACUUUGAUCCAUGAGGUAUGCCAUGCAGCCUCCUGGCUGCUCGAUGGCAUCCGUGAUUCUCAUGGUGACAUGUGGAGGUAUUAUGCCCGAAAAUCGAAUAUGGUGCACCCGGAGUUGCCCAAGGUCACCCGUUGCCAUAACUACAAGAUUAACUACAAGAUUUAUUACGAGUGUACUCAGUGCAAAUCCAGGGUCGGGCGCUACAGCAGAUCAUUGGAUACCACCCGCUUCAUCUGUGCCAAGUGCAAAGGCUCUCUGGUCUUGUUGCCACUAACUCGGAAGGAUGGAACCCCCAUUCAGCCCCAUGUGAGGCCAUUUGCCAAAUAUGUACAGGAGAAUUACAGAAAAGUCAAGAAGGAGACAGAAGGGAUAAGUCAUGGGGAUGUGAUGAGAAAGCUCAGCAAGGAUUUUAUUGCCAAAAAACAAAGUCAGGGUCUUUGAGGUUAUCUGAGAAUGUAUCUGUGUGAGAUGAGUCUUCUUUGGCUUCAUCUGUUAGUAAGGAGUUUUAGAAAGAUAUAUUUGAUGCUAUGAAGCUAUGAAUAUUAGAAUUUAAAUUCUUUGAAAAAAGCUUCCUGUUGUUAAUGAUGAUUGUCCUUCACCAAGGGUUCUGUUGCUAACCAUUUUGUGCUAAUACUCAAAAGCCCUUUGGAUCUACCUUGGGUCUUACUUAUGUACUAUUCUUAACAUGUAGAGCAAAAGGCAAACUUGUAGAACAAAAUGCAAAACAUGUAGAACAAAAUGCAAAACAUGGAGAACAAAAUGUGAACAUGUAGAACAAAAUGCAAAAGAGAAAUGAGUUUGAGAGUGGCAGGUUGAGAGAAGGAGAAAGAUGCUGCAAAGAGAACAUGUUUUAAAGGCAGUACUUCAAAACCAAGGCUUCUGUCUGAUGGAACCUGUUACACCUACAUAGAAAUAAGAGAAAUGUGCUUCACGAAUUGAGUUGCUUUUGAUAUUGUAUGAAGUCAUCUGAGCCAAUGUGUUUGUUUAUAAAAUAAAAAAGAAGCCACAUAAGCAAUGUGAUUGUUCAUAGAAUAAAAAUAAAGUGUUUUCUGCAGUUCACUUGUUGGCAGAGUCUGUUCAUUGACAACCCAUGUCCAGAGCAGACCAAACCCUUGGGUCUUUUGUCCAAGACCCCUGAUUUCAUAAGCUUUCGAGGAUGUGUCUGGAAGAACAGCCUCCACUUGGGGUUUCUCUUGGAUUUUUGUGACUUCCCCUAAGCACUUAAACAACCUCCCCACUUUGGGGAGGUGUCUAGAAUAUAGACUGGAAUCAAUGUUUUACUUGUUUGUUAUUUCUGCCAAAACAUUACCAAGAGGUUAGUG
Dama dama (fallow deer) is the source of this 4550-nucleotide messenger RNA. RefSeq names its product germ cell nuclear acidic peptidase (gene GCNA). Gene Ontology annotation, cellular component: nucleus. The record is from RefSeq and is a predicted model, not a curated record. Bases 2377 to 3669 code for a protein of 430 amino acids. The transcript has 9 exons. Lineage: Eukaryota; Metazoa; Chordata; Mammalia; Artiodactyla; Cervidae.